Messenger RNA from Odontomachus brunneus, 2263 nucleotides. RefSeq lists its product as uncharacterized. Gene Ontology annotation, molecular function: 8-oxo-dGDP phosphatase activity. The record is from RefSeq and is a predicted model, not a curated record. The coding region runs from base 303 to 1496 and encodes 397 amino acids. The transcript has 3 exons. Lineage: Eukaryota; Metazoa; Arthropoda; Insecta; Hymenoptera; Formicidae.
UGUCCUUAGAUGUGCCUUCGUGUUAUUGCUGCUUUAGCGCAAUAUCGCGUUACCCAGAUAUCAAUACUCAAUUUUCCUUCACGCGCGGCAUAUAUCUCGGUACUGGUCGAAUCAAAGUUCUGUUAAAAGAAACCGUCUGACAUUCAGUGGCAAAUGUGAGGCAAAAGUCUAAGCAAUGCCUGGACAUUCUUAUUAUUGUUUGGUCUUUAACGAACAUUCCAACUUUCAACAUAGAAUAUGUAUGCGUAUGCUGAAUACAUAUUCUAUGUUGCAAGUUUAAGUAUUCAGGAUUGAAGAGCAGAAUGAUGAGAAUGUUGAGGAUUAAGUGCAUGUCCGGGUAUCAGUAUUUUUGCCGUAAUUUUGGAGAGAUUCACCCGAAAUUGAGCGGAGAAUCCGUCAUCAGUGAAUUAGAAAUGCGCAAAGUGACACGACAUACAUCCAAUCGCGCUAAGAAUGUAUUCCAAGUGCAACCAGAAUACGUGCAACUAAACCCAGCCUUUCGAGAUUAUGCAGAGAGAAGUGCACGUGUCGAUGAAGUGUUGAGAGAAUGGAAAGCAGGUGGAAAAUUCAUAACACUACGUGGCUGGAGGGAGGAAUGUCAUGAAGUUCAAGCUCAGUUUAAUACCAUCCCACUGCUUAAGAUGGAUCGCUCAGCCACAUGCUUAUUCGGCAUUCGGAAAUACGGAGUGAAUAUAAAUGGUUAUGUAAUGGAUCCUGUCAAAGGUUUGUCAAUAUGGUUACAAAAGCGUAGUCCUAACAAACAAACGUGGCCGGCAUACUGGGACAGCGUGGUGAGCGGCGGAUUGACUGUUGGUUAUGGCAUAAACGAAACCGCGAUAAAAGAGGCAUUCAAAGAAGCUAGAAUUCCGAAUAAUCUUAUUGCUAAGCUCAAGAGCGCCGGUUGCGUGUCGUUCUUUUUCGAGAGUGAGAGGGGUCUGUUUCCUAAUACGGAAUUCGUAUAUGAUCUUGAACUGCCACCGGAUUUCAUACCGAGUAAUAGCGACGGAGAAGUAGAAACCUUCGAGUUACUACCCGUUAGUGAAUGCUUAGAGAGGAUACUCUCCCCACACUUCAAGACUACGUCUGUACCGAUCGCCCUUGACUUCUUAAUUAGACACGGAUACAUCACAGCGGAGAAUGAUAAGGCGUCAUUUUCCUUUUUUAUCGUAUCUCGUGUUUCACUCUCUCUCUCUCUCUCUCUCUCUCUCUCUCUCUCUCUUUCUCGGCUCACCUUAUAUGUGCGCUUGUGUAGCUGCACGUACGGCGCCCCGCGCUGCCUCGAAUUUUCAAUCUGCGCCAGCCACGGCACGUCCGCCGAACGAUACCCGCCGGUCUACGAGGAACGACGACAGGUCCGGAUCAUUAUCGGUAUCGGGAUAUAUCCAUCGAUGGAUCAACCGCCGACGGAUAGCCGGACCGCCCGGCACGGGGAGAUGAGCGUCGCGCUCGCAUACGUAUGCAUCGGUGCGCGCGAUUCACGGGACGACGCGGUGUAAUAGACGAUAUAAUCGGCAUCCUAUGCGUGUAGCACCGUGUACAUACAACGGAUUGUCUAAUGCGGAACAUGUGUUAGGUGAUCGAAUUCUGAUGCUGCGCGAAUUUCGUCGCUGAGAGAGAGGCGCGCCCCUUCCCGUCCCCCGCUAUCGUUUUAUGUGGAUGUUUAGGAGUGAUUCUUUUUACGCGGAUUUUCACAAAACAGAAUCACUGUUGCGCGCACGAUAAUACGAACGACCGUGGAAAGUCGAAUUUUAAUUCACGGGAGACGAUCUCGAUUCACACGCUCAUAACACGUAAUUGUAACAUUAAUACGUAACAUUAAUACGCAAUGUAUGUAUCAUCGAUUGGUGUUAUUAUCGAAAUAUUCAGUCCUAGCAGAAUUAUUACGUGUACACGCAUUAGUGUAAAAUAUGCGAUGUCCAUUAAUUAUCGCGGUCGCCGCGAGACAAAAAUUGCAACGAGCACGAUAUGCAAAUUCGCACCGCGCGUUUAAUAUAAUUCUCCGAAUGUGUCUGCGUAUCGCGACGAAAAUUUGCGUUUUCUCACGAGAAAAACAAUUGAUGCGCGUUUUAGCGGUAUUGCGAAGCUUUGUCGGAUCUUUCGGAAAAUAGGUAAGACGAGAAAUAUUUUAUUAAGCACAUAUUUUAUUGAGCAACAUUUUAUUAAGCGCGAGGCUUUAAUUACGUUGUUGUUCUGAUUUUCGUUAUAUGCAAAAAGGUCUAGGAAAAUUGAGAUUAUUGUAAUUAAAAAAGGAAACCUUUCAUUA